Glycine soja is the source of this 769-nucleotide messenger RNA. RefSeq names its product putative oligosaccharyltransferase complex subunit CG9662. The transcript has a single exon. Lineage: Eukaryota; Viridiplantae; Streptophyta; Magnoliopsida; Fabales; Fabaceae. Gene Ontology annotation, cellular component: oligosaccharyltransferase complex. Bases 106 to 636 code for a protein of 176 amino acids. The record is from RefSeq and is a predicted model, not a curated record.
CCAAUUUCCAAAUCAACCAACCAAACUCAUACAACUAAACCAAAGUGAUUCACACAACACAGUCUCCGCUCUUCUCUCUCUAUACCUCCAAAACCCGACCCGAAAAUGCGAUCCAAAUCGGAUCCCCCGGUGCCCACACCCUCCUCCGGCGGCUUCGAUUCCUCCUCCGGCGCAUCCAUCGAUCCAAUCUUCCACCUCCUCCGCGUCCUCCCCUUCAGCUUCCUCCGUCCCCCUCGCCUCCGCCUGAAGCUUCCCUCCCUAUCCCUCCCCUCCCCGAACGCCGUCUUCGCCCUCCUCCUUCUUACCUACUUCAUGGUCGUCUCAGGCAUCGUCUACGACAUCAUCGUCGAGCCCCCCGGCAUUGGCUCCACGCAGGACCCCUACACCGGCGCCGUUCGCCCCGUCGUCUUCAUGUCCGGCCGUGUCAACGGCCAGUACAUUAUCGAGGGCCUCUCCUCCGGCUUCAUGUUCGUCCUCGGCGGCGUCGGCAUCAUUCUCCUCGACCUCGCCCUCGAUCGCAACCGCGCGAAAUCCGUCAAGGUGUCCUACGCCUCCGCCGGAGUUUCCUCCGUGGUUCUCGCCUACGUCAUGAGCAUGCUCUUCAUCCGCAUCAAGAUCCCCGCGUAUCUUAGAUGAAUGAGUUGACUCGCUUCCUGAAUUUUGCGUAAUUUGUAGUUUGACUGUACCUGAGGUUUUCGUUUUCGCGUAUUCUAGUGUUGUUGAAUUGAAAUGGAUAUAAUAGUAAUUGGAUCUGAUUUGGUGUUAUUUA